Messenger RNA from Glarea lozoyensis ATCC 20868, 813 nucleotides. RefSeq names its product Mob1/phocein. NCBI's taxonomy places the organism in Eukaryota, Fungi, Ascomycota, Leotiomycetes, Helotiales, Helotiaceae. The coding region runs from base 1 to 813 and encodes 270 amino acids. The record is from RefSeq and is a predicted model, not a curated record. The transcript has 4 exons. Gene Ontology annotation, biological process: cell division; signal transduction; positive regulation of protein phosphorylation. Gene Ontology annotation, cellular component: nucleus; cytoplasm. Gene Ontology annotation, molecular function: protein kinase activator activity.
AUGCUCUCAUUCUUGAGCCCUCGGGCUGCCAAGGUCUUAUCACCAGUGUGUACCUUGACUGAAUCUACGUCUUCCAUGACCAUUUGCAAAACAAAUGAGCAAGAGGAAGAUGAAGAUACUAUUGCAGACAUUCACGAGACUCAAUUUCGUACAUCUCACUCAUGCCGAGGAUAUGAUAGCAACCAGCGCACGCGCAACCAAUUCAGACCACGAAAUACGACAAAAGGCACGACUAGUUACCAACUUCGACAGUAUGCAGAGGCUACACUAGGUGGGGGCAGUCUGAAGAAGAUUGUCAAGUUACCAGAGGGAGAGGAUGAGAACGAAUGGCUAGCUGUCAACAUGGUCGACUUCUAUAACCAUAUCAAUCUCCUCUACGGUUCGAUCACGGAAUUCUGCUCUCCUCAAUCCUGCCCCGAGAUGAAGGCCACAGACGAAUUUGAAUACCUAUGGCAAGAUUCGGAGAACUUCAAACGCCCCACCAAGAUGCCAGCACCGACGUAUAUCGAACAUCUGAUGGGCUGGGUUCAGAGUAACAUCGACAACGAAGCGGUGUUUCCUAGCAGAAUAGGCGUACCAUUUCCCAAAUCAUUCCCCAGCAUGAUUCGACAAGUCUUCAAGCGAAUGUAUCGUGUAUACGCCCACAUCUACUGCCAUCACUACCCGGUCGUUCGAGAGCUUGGUCUUGAAGCGCAUCUAAACACCAGUUUCAAGCAUUACGUACUUUUCAUCCACGAGCACAAUUUGUCUAGUGGAAAAGAUUUCUGGGGUCCAUUAGGUGAUCUUGUCGACAAUAUGCUAAGAACCGACUAG